AUGACUGAAAUACCUACUUUUAAAGUGGUUUUAUUAGGUGACCUGGGUGUAGGGAAAACUUGUAUAAGGUCACAAUUUGUCCAUCAUAUUUUUACUAAUGCCUAUAAAGCCACUAUUGGUGGUGAUUAUCUCACUACAACUAUAGAAGUAGAUAAGGUAAGUUCAUCGGAAUCAAUAAAUUCCCAUAUUGAUGAUUUGGAUCGAAGAAGUUUAUCUACCAAAGAGAAAACUAAGGUGAAUCUACAAAUUUGGGAUACUGCAGGUCAAGAAAGAUUUAAUUCAAUUAGUCAAGCAUUUUAUAGAGGUACUGAUAUUGUUGUAUUAGUGUACGAUAUAACUAAUUAUGAAAGUGUUUUAAGUUUACGUAAUUGGUUCAAAAGGUUCAUGGAAAACUGUGGAGUUUCACAUCCUGGAGUCAUAAUAAUUGGUAAUAAAAUUGAUAGAAUUAAUGAUAGAUGUGUGGAUUUAGAGGAAAUAAGAGAAGUCAUAACUAACAAUACUGAUGUUAGUGUAGGUGUUUAUGUUUUAGAUUGGGAAACUGACUGUAUGGAAGUUUGUAGUAAGAAUUUAGAUCAAGUCAAUAAAGCUUUUAAAAGAGUAGCUGAAUUAGGUUUAGAAUUAAUGAAUAAUGAUAGUAAAAGAAAAAUCAUUGGGUUUGAUAGUAUAGAUUUAAGUGAAGGAAUCAAUAAUAAGAAUAAUUGUUUCUGUUGA
This is a messenger RNA of Yamadazyma jaroonii, 711 nucleotides long. Lineage: Eukaryota; Fungi; Ascomycota; Pichiomycetes; Serinales; Debaryomycetaceae. The record is from the annotation of a GenBank genome assembly.